Engraulis encrasicolus (European anchovy) is the source of this 1025-nucleotide messenger RNA. RefSeq names its product dual specificity protein phosphatase 2-like. The record is from RefSeq and is a predicted model, not a curated record. Lineage: Eukaryota; Metazoa; Chordata; Actinopteri; Clupeiformes; Engraulidae. The transcript is spliced from 2 exons. The coding region runs from base 295 to 858 and encodes 187 amino acids.
AUUACAGGACAAUAGAAAACUGACGUCUGCUUGAGUACUCUAAACUGUGCAACUUGAUUAUGGAAUUUCAAAAAUAGUAUAAGCACUUCAAACGACUAUUGAGUAGUAUAUCGCUGAACUUGAUUUCCUGAAACGUGUGGUACAGUUUCACUCUUUUAUUCAAGCUAUAUUCAAGCUUUAUUCAAGUAUUUUAUUUUUUUAAAUACAACUUAUUUAAGCACCUCCUCAGACUCCAGUAGCCUAUUACACGUAAUUUUCACUAAACUCACAGUCUAAAACAAACUACUUUUCACUAUGGGCAAUGGCGAUGUGUUGGAAAUAUCUGCGAGUGAGCUGGUGCACAUCCUUGGGACGCCUGCUGAGCUGUUUGCCUCUGGCGGUUGUGUGAUGCUGGACUGCCGACCUUUCCUCGCCUUCUCAAGGACUCACAUUCUCGAGUCUCGCAACGUCAACUGGAACUCCAUGCUCAGGCGGAGAUCCAAAAGCUCCGCGGUGAGCCUGGAAUGGCUGGUGCCUGACAAGUCGCUACUGGGCCGCCUGCGUAACGGAGAGUUCUCGCUAAUCGUGGUGCUGGAUGAGGGAAGUAGGACGGUGUCCGAGCUGAAGAGUGAGAGCCUGGCGAGUUUGCUGCUCAGCGCGCUCCAGUCGGAGGUUCAACCAUGCACUACAGAAAUCUGCUUUUUGCAAGAGGGAUUCGAUGGGUUCUUUGCCAUGUACCCAGAGCUAUGCUUUCAGUCGCCGGUUGUUCCCCUUAACCAUUCCGUAUAUGGUGACUCUGAGAAGAUUAUCUCAGGAAGACGAACUCCUCUGUAUGACCAGGUAAGCACAAUACUUCAGUUACAGUUCCACGAAAAGUAAACCAGAUGUAAUUUUCAUCAGUAAUGUAAGGAAAAAUGCAACAUCACUUGUUAAUCUGAAACUGAACAGUUGUAAGGAAGAAGUUUCUAUUUGAUGCUUCCGUCUCUUAGUAAUACUAUAUCAGUAACUAACUAGAGAGGAACCAAGUGCCACAAUUCAGGAAGCAA